Messenger RNA from Acanthamoeba castellanii str. Neff, 1134 nucleotides. RefSeq names its product carrier superfamily protein. Bases 1 to 1134 code for a protein of 377 amino acids. Lineage: Eukaryota; Discosea; Longamoebia; Acanthamoebidae. The record is from RefSeq and is a predicted model, not a curated record. The transcript is spliced from 12 exons.
AUGGCCCAGCAGCUCACGCCGCUGCAGGAUUUCCUGGCCGGAACACUUGCCGGCGUCGCCAUCACACUGGUGGGCCAUCCGUUCGACACCAUCAAGGUCCGACUGCAGACUGGACAGAAGGGCCUUUUCUCGGGCGCCAUCGACGCCACCAUGCGCACCAUUCGCAAAGAGGGGGCACCAUCGCACACGGACAUGACUCUCGGGCGAGCGCUAAUCGUGCGCGAUUGGGCCUACGAUCUGUACAGGUGGCACUUCUGGGGCAGCGACUGGGCGCACGGCGAUUCGCUCCUCUUCAUUCUCACCUCCGCUCAGAUCAUGUACGCCUACGUGAUGCGACCCGAGACCCUGCCGCCCUCCUACUACAAAUUCAUCGUUCGCUCAGGUCCGAUCGAUGAGUGCGUGUUGGAGGGGGUGCGCCGAAGCAACCGCAACAAGCCCAUCGACGUCCAGACGCUCGUGGACUACGUCACCAAGCUGGGAACGCCCGCCACCAUCGCCCACGCCAUGGGCUUCCUCAAAUCACACCCCGAUGGUCUGCUGCCGGUGAUACCCUGCAGCAUCCUGCACCCGCGCACGUCGUCGUGCGUGGGGCACAACAUCAACACGUUCCUGUCGACCUCCAAGAAGACGCUGCCCAUCUACGCCACCUUGACCUUCGUCCCCAUGAUCGUGCUCCAGUUCUUCAAGCUGCUCCGCAACCCCGUCACCCUCCUCAGCCGCGGCCACGUGGGACACUACGCGCGGGCAGGUCUGCUGUCGAGCCUGAGGUCUACGGUGUUCCUGGCGUCGUUCUGUGCGAUGUACCAGGUCAUCAUCUGCAUGCAGCGAAACUUUGUGAGCCGGGACCACCGGAUCGUGUAUCUCCUCGCCGGCCUCAUCUCGUCCUUCUCCAUCUUCAUCGAGAAGAAGGGCAGGCGCUCCGAGCUGGCCCUGUACACGCUGCCCCGAGCAGUCGACAGUAUCUACAUGCAGAUGCUCGACCACAAGUGGAUGGGCUCCGUCCCGCACGGCGACCUGCUUCUGUUCUGCACGGCCAUGUCGGGCCUCACCUACUUCUACCACAACCAGACGUCGGUGAUGUCGCCCACCCUGCUGUGGGUGUUCAAGUGGCUGCACAAGUCCAAGUCGGACUGA